AGAGGCCUGGUGCCCGCGUCAAGUGGCAGGCUGCGGCCUGGAAGGGGCGGUGCUCGGGAUCCUCCUGGCCGGACCGCCCAGAACCGAAAGCAGCAGCGGGCCGUGGGGAGGAAGGAGAGGCGGCUCCAGGGCUGGAAGGUGAGAGCCGGCCCGGAAUGUCCGCCCGGCCGCCGCCUGCGGGCCAUGGCUCUGCGGCUGGUCGUCCACUUCGACGUGCGAGCGGACGUGCUCCCGAGUCUGCCGGGCCAGGAGGCGACGGCGGCCGCAGGAGGCGGCGCAGGUGUUUUAGAAACAGCUCAGGAGAGCUUACGUGUACUAAACAUUGAAAGAAAUGGAAACAUUAUUUAUACCUAUAAGGAUAAUAAGGGAAAUGCUGUUUUUGGAUUAUAUGACUGCCAAACCAGACAGAAUGAGGGUCCCACUACACAGUCCAGGACAGCCUCCAACCUGUCACCCUUCUGCUCAGCCUCUGGAUGGUUGGGGUUACUGCAUCUGUACACCUUUGAGAAGGACAUGCAAGCUGUCAGCUGCUCUGUCAACAGUGAGAGAACCUUGCUUGCUGCAAGUUUCAUUCAGUAUACUAAAGAAGGAGUAAGGAAUGAGCUUCAGCCAGGAUCAAAGUGCUUAACUUUGCUGGUUGAAAUUCAUCCUGUCAACAAUGUGAAGGUUCUGAAAGCAGUGGAGAGCUGUAUUUGGGUACAGUUCCUCUACCCACAUGUUGAAAGUCAUCUUCUACAGAACCACCUGUUACUGAUUUCAGAAGAGAAAUAUAUUGAUCGGUUUCAUAUCCAGAUCACAAGAGAAGAUGGAAACAGAGUGGUAAUUAGAAAUUCUAGCCAUCUCCUAAGAGACAGAAUAGCUGAAGAUUUUAUUUGGGCUCAGUGGGAUAUGUCAGAGCAGAGAGUAUACUACAUUGAACUGGAGAAAUCAAAGAGUGUCUUGAAAUGCAUCCAGUUUUGGGCAGACGAAAGCUUUAAUUUAAUGUUUGAAAUGCCCUUGGACAUAUCAUUGAGUGGCUUAGGAUUUAAAUUUGUCAACUUUGGAUAUGAUUAUUAUCAAGACCAAGAGAAGUUAUGCAGUCAGCCUUCUCUGUGCAUUUUUACCAACCACACAGGGAGUUUGUGUGUAUGUUACAGCCCAAAGUGUGACUCUUGGAAAGAAAUCACAUAUUCAGUGUUUUACCUUCACAAAGGAUACAGAAAGACCUUUACUGCUGCUUCUGGGAGUGCUGACUCACACGUGACAAAGGGCAUUACUUUUCUCAACCUUGGCUGCCUUGUGGCUGUUUACUUCCCUGGCCAUUUCCUCCACUUACUUAACAUUCAGCACCCAGACUUGAUCUGCCACAGUCUGUUUCUGACAGGAAACAACAAAAUGGCUGCUGUGCUACCUCCCGGUCCUUGGCAGUCUCUGCCGGGGUCCCUGAUACUGGACUGCUCUUCUGGAAAGGUCUACAGAGCAGCCCUUGACCAGUCAUACUUGAUGUGGCUCCUAUGGAACACCCGCCUGGACUGUGAGAAGAUGGCCGCACUGCACUGUGUACUCUCUUGUGGUCGAGACCCAGGUUUCCAGGAAGAUCAGAUUGUUCAAUGGAUUUGUGAGCAUGUCUCUGGCUGCCAUUCAUUUGACCUCAUUCAGGAAUUUCUAAUUGCUUCUUCCUAUUGGAGUGUGUAUCCAGAGAUGAGUGACGUGGACAUGCUCUUACCGUACUCCUCUGUGCUGACUUGGAAAGGAGAAAUUCCUGGAAUAACACUUGUGACAGAAGAGCUCCCAUUGCCUCUUAUGAAGGUCUACAGCUUGAAGGGGUACUGGGCAAAGCUGAACUCCAACCUCGAGUAUAUCAAGUACACGAAGCCUCACUUACACUAUCACAACAGUGUUGUGAGGAGAGAAUGGCACAACCUGGUCUCUGAAGAGAAAACAGGAAAAAGAAGGUCCACGACGUACGUGAAGAACAUCCUGGACAAUGCAAUAAAGGUGAUUUCUAACAUGGAAACGAGGACAUUGGAGCCAAAGUUAAUACCCCUCUUACAGGAAGAAGACAGGCACCAGAGGCUGCUCAUGGGUCUGAUGGUGUCUGAGCUAAGAGACCAUCUACUGAGACACCUACAGGGCGUAGAAAAGAAGAAAAUUGAACAGAUGGUUCUGGACUACAUUUCAAAACUGCUGAAUCUCAUUUGGUGCAUGUUGGAAACCAGUUGGAGGAAACACAGUGUGCAUCCUUGGGUUUUCCACCUCAAUAACCAUGGCAGUGCUGCAGAUUUUGAAGUCUUUCAUCUCAUGACCAGGAUUUUGGAUGCUGCUAACAGCCUGUGUUGCCCCCUGCCUCCUGGUUUCCACUCUCUGCACAUGAUUCUUGGCGUGCACUGUCUCCCUUUGUACAAUCUGCUGCACUACAUUGACAAUGGGGUGCUGUUGCUCACUGAAACAGCAGUUAGAAGACUUAUGAAAGAUCUGGACAAUUCAGAGAAAAAUGAAAAGUUGAAAUUCGGCAUCAUUGUGCGGCUUCCUCCGCUUAUUGGCCAGAAGGUCUGCCGGCUCUGGGACCAUCCCAUGAGUUCCAACAGCAUUUCACGGAACCAUGUGGCGCAGCUGCUGAAGAACUACAGGAAAGAGCCUCGACACUCUAUGAUUGGCAAGUCAUCAUUCCCAGUAGAAUUUCUGCCUCUGAACUAUUUCAUUGAAACGCUGACCGGCCUAGAGUCUUCCCACCAAGCUCUGUGUGAUUUUGAAGGCCAUGACAAUGUGGAUGCAGAAUUUGUAGAGGAAGCUGCUCUGAAACACACCACAGUGCUUUUGGGCUUAUGAAAGCCAGUGUGCAGAUGGACUGCUUUCAGUGUUUUAAUACUGUUUUCACCUCCUUUUCCUGGGAAUUCUUCAGCAGUCUUUAAAAUUAAUAACAAGCUGGAAUAUGCUUCAGAGUGUUUGGGCUUCACUUGUUCAAACAGAGCCAGCUGCUACAUGCCUUUCCAGUGUGAGCAGCCAGUGAACAAUCAAGAGUAAUGACAAACAGUUUCUAUGUACUGUGACAGGAGCAGUUCUCUUCCUGGUGGCUCAGUAGGCUGGAAACUAGUUCUGUGGCACUCCAGAAUCAAAUAAAAACCAUAGGGGACAAUGCUUAGGACAGGAAGAGCUAGACAGAUCACUGGAAAAAACAUAAAAUGAGAAGAAAAUGUAAUGCUGAAAAGAGGAUUUGAGAAGAACCUGUAUUUGGACUAAACAAGAUCUGCCAUCUGCAGUAUUGAGUAAUUGUGACAAAUCAUGAUUUGUACACACAGGACUUAAAGCAGCCUCUGCCUUUGUGGUGGUUUAAAUGGAUCUGUAUGUAGCUUGAGUUUUCCUGACUGGGCACGGUCAGGACAAAUCUCUGACACCCGCCAGUCCCACAGCCAUUCAAACCCGACCAAGUAAACACAGAGACUUAUAUUGGUUACAAACUGUAUGGCCGUGGCAGGCUUCUUUCUAACUGUUCUUACAGCUUAAAUUAAUCCAUUUCCAUUAAUCUAUACCCUGCCACAUGGCUUGUGGCUUACCGGCAUCUUUACAUGCUGUUUCUCAUCAUGGCGGCUGGCAGUGUCUCUCUCACCCGGCUUCCUGUUCUCUCAAUUCUCCUCUCUGUUAGUCCCGCCUAUACUUCCUGCCUGGCCACUGCCAAUCAGUGAUUUAUUCAUUGACCAAUCAGCAACACAUUUGACAUACAGACCAUCCCACAGCAUCUGUAUUUAAUUUUUAUAUUUAUGGAAGUUUGAGUUAGUAAUAUCUUUUCAGUAAACAUGACCUCAAGCCGGGUGGUGGCGACUCAUGCCUUUAAUUCUAGCACUCAGGAGGCAGAGGCAGGUGAAUCUCUGUGAGUUCGAGGCCAACCUGGUCUACAAAGUGAGUUCCAGGACAGGAUCCAAAAGCUACAUAGAAAAACCUUGUCUCAAAAAACCAAAACCAACCAAACAAACAAACAAAAACAUGACCUCAAAUGCUGAAAGCUUUGGUCUGACUCUUCCCUAAUUUUUGGGCAUAGCCUUUUUAUUUGCACAGCACAUUUUGAGCCCAUCAGUCUGUUCCUGCAGGAGCCCAUGACACUGACUAGGCGUUCUAUCCUUUCUCAUCUGUGUCCUACAGCGACGUCACCCUGACCCAUAGGUCUCAGCUUCCCGGUUCGGUUCUGCUUUUCUCCUUCUGCUGUUUCCGUUUCUCAUGGUGAAAUUUGAAUGAUUCUAAAUGUUGUAACACAUAUGCUAAUUCACCUUAUUUUCUGCAAGCUUCGUUGUGCUCUCAAAGCUAUCCUAGCCUAUAGAAGUUCCCUUUUGUCUUCACAUGGUCAGGCAGGCUCAGAAUCUUGGUACCAGAUCAGCAAUGUGGAAAUACUGUAUAUUUGCAUUCCUUGUGUUACAAAUUCCUCUGUACAGGAGACAGCAGAUUUUAUUUAGUUCAAAUUAAAUAAAAAAAUCCUCUUUGCAAGUUCAA
Molecule: messenger RNA, 4461 nt
Organism: Peromyscus californicus insignis
Lineage: Eukaryota; Metazoa; Chordata; Mammalia; Rodentia; Cricetidae
Gene: Gsap
Product: gamma-secretase activating protein
Exons: 32
Coding region: 184-2808 (874 amino acids)
Biological process (GO): positive regulation of amyloid-beta formation
Cellular component (GO): trans-Golgi network
Source: RefSeq, a predicted model, not a curated record